Molecule: messenger RNA, 7887 nt
Organism: Symbiodinium natans
Lineage: Eukaryota; Dinophyceae; Suessiales; Symbiodiniaceae
Source: the annotation of a GenBank genome assembly
AUGGUGGCAAAGCUACGGCAUAGCUUGUUCCACAGCGGCUGCGGGCUCAGGCCACGCAUGAGGCUCAUGGGUGUUUUCCUCCUGCUGCUCUUGGCACUUUCUGCAGGGCAGCCCGAGCACGACCAGCUUCAAAUAUUGCAUGCAACACGAGCUGAGCGGCGAAUACUGCUACAAAACGAGGUUCUUGAGUACGUGGAGAUCGACUUGCACUUCUCCGCACCUGUCUAUGUCAUCAGCUGCGCUCAAACCCGUGGGCUCCACGUGGCUGAAGCGGACCGCUGCACAAGCUGUCCAACAGGCUGCACACUGUCAGCGGCCUUCAGCAGGUACCCGUACGUUCCGGACUUGUUGCCAAAGUUGCAAUCGGAGCCUGAGUGCAUUUGCGGCAUAAGCUUCGAAGAGAUGCAAUUGAAGGUCCAGGCUUGGCCCGGCGAUCAGGGCUUCAAUGCUCUGACUGACAGGAGACCGGCCUUCAUCCAUGGAGUUCGUGACACACCCUCUAUGUAUAGCUCCGCUGUUUGGAAGUUUGAUGCGCUUAUGGCCUCACUAAAGUGCCCAAAUGAAGCCAAUAUGACUCCAGCUUUAGCCAGGAUCAGACGCUUUGGUAUCAACGGGCUGCCGUUGGACAAUUCCCUUCUGUGGUUUCAACGCUUUGAGACUGCUUUUGGCGUUGAAACCAUCGGCCGGCUUCUGGCAAACGCCUCGAAGUCAUACAGCUCACGGCGUGCAGUCUUUCUCUUGCCAGUGAGACGCACAAAACAUGGACGAACCAAGCAGUUGGGACUCUCAUUGCAAGAGCUGGCGCCUUGCCGCUUGGACCUGCCCUACUUGGUUGGUCCUCGGGGGGAGCCGGCUGAGAGUGUGCAGAGCAUCGGUGCUUUGCCGGAACGGAAGUUCCCAUGCAAAUCGGAGAGUCUAGAGGCAGUUCAUCGGCAGAUGAAGGCAGUCAUGGACCAGGUGCUGACAGCAGGCCGCCAAGAUGGUCACUGCAUCUCCGACUGGAGGACAACCUUCCCUCCACGAGGGCGCGGUGGUCCUGGCGGCACAUCUGGAAGCGAUUACAGGUUUGGAGAUCAAGGUGCAAAUGAGACGUACUCUCCUUACACUUCAGAGAAUUCUGGAGAAAGGACACGUAAAGUCGGUGUUUUGGCCUAUCGCAACGAUUUUGUGUCUCCCACGCCCGCCAUGGAAAUGCCUUGCAGCGUGUACCGAUGGCAGCUGCGUCUUCGAUCGCAUAACAUGCGCGAACGUGCAGUCUCAUACACUGCGGCUGAUGCAGUGAAUGGGUGCUGGUCGCUGAUGGAGAGCAGCUUGAGGUUUGAGUCUCGGCCAGUUGUUGCACACUCCCAGAGCUGUACCAAAGAUCCAGAAGAUGACGACUUUGUGUUCGACCCUUGUUGUAACUUGCAGCGGCUGAGAUGGCAGUGUUGUGCUAAGCAGGCGAAAACGAUUCAGAAAUCUGUCCUCACAGCAGUGGACUACAACGCAAUGGCUCAGUGUCGCAGGGAUGAGCAUGGAAGAGCAAGUUUUGCGAAGGCGGCUAUUGCCGGCGCCAUGGCCUGGAAGCGCCGUUUGACGGAGCCACUUGGUCUUCAAUUGAGCUGGAUGAAGUUGGCGGUCCAGGAGCAGGCCAAUGCGGCAAUGUGGAGAUCUAUUGAACAGUGCCACGCGGAUGUCAUGGGCCGCUUUGAUCGAGAGUCUGGUAUGUACCUCGGCACACCGUGUUUGAUUGACAGCGAUUGCUUCACACGGUGCCGGAAGCCCGUGCUGGAAAGCUUGCAGGUGCGGGUGGCGCUCAGCCAGGGAUCUCCGGUGAAGCAGAUGGUGCUGGGACGUUGCACUGUUCCAUCCGAGAGCCGCCAUGUCUACAUCGUGCGCUGCCUGGCGCGGCGCUUGGGGAAGGAGGUGGUGGAGUUGUUGGCUGCGCAGUUAGGGCUUGAAGUUCCUAAUCGAAACGAAGCGACCAUUGCCUCCUCCCUUGCCAGUGACCAGUCACGCAUGACCAGUGCAUGUGUGGGACCGUUAGCUACUCCAGGCCAGGCCGUGUCAAGGGAGGAAUGCCUCAGACCUGAAGGCUGCAACUGGCACCACGAGAUUCGAACUGCCGAAGAGUGCACCGCAGAGCAGUUUCAAAACGAUGCGUUCUGUGGCUGCCUGGAGGGUAGCUGCCCACAGCAGAGUAGACGAGCUGGGUGCAUUACUGGUGCAAAAUACACAGACUACUGCACAGACGCUCGAGAAAUGUUGCGUCCACUGGAACUGGCAUGUGCUAGUAUUGCCACAAGCUCAGUGGAGCUCGCACGAUGUCGGAACCUGGCAGACGUGCACAGCUUCAUGUUUAGGCACUGCAUUUCAUCCCCCUGCACUCCACGAGCCGCGUAUUUCUGGGCUGAUGAGAAAUGCAAUGACAACAUGAGGCGGGAGUUUCAGGGUUGCUACGACUCCUGCGUCAUGCCAAGCGGGCCAAAUCCAGCGCUCGGCCGGAAAGUAUGUUUCCACGAGCUGUGGCCUAACGAGACCGACCAAGACUGCUACCAGAAGCCUGGGGAUACUAUGGUCCACUACAGCCCACCUCUCGGUGCGGAAGGCAUUGAUGAGAACUGGGCUGGAGCCUUGACCCUAGAGUUGCCCAAGGAGCGGCGGCCCCGAUACUGCUCCAUCCGAGUGUGGCAAGAGUUGGAGCAAGCCUACCGGCCUCGUUCGUUGGCCUCCGAGCGCGCCGCGCUUCUGUAUCGGGUCACCCGAGAGAGCAGCGAAAAUGCAGCCCAGCUUCGUCGCACAGAGGGCCAGCGACGGGAAGAUGAAGUCUUCUCAACCGCCGAGCCUCCGCGGUUUACAGGCUGUGAUAUGGGCCCUUUGCCGCUGACUCCAGAGUCCUCAAUGGCAUGUAGGGCCAAGACGGAGUUCACAUGCUGCUUCAUGCCAACGAACCUGACGUCCGGUUCCUGUGAGUUCUGCGUGGUGGCAAACACUACAUCCUGCAGCAUCGGGGAGAAGCUGUUUGCGAUCUGGGCUCCCAACCUCCAGCUCUACCCGGCCUUUUUGGCAGAAGAUCUCGGUAGUGAUUUGGCCCGUGUCGAUUGGGAGGACGGUGACAUCUACUACCGCCAAGUCCCUUGGGCCUGGCUGCGGGCAAAUGGACGAGGCUGCCAUCCUGUCCAGGAGGGCUGUGCCGCUCACCACCAGUGCCCUACCGGCUACUACUGUUUCAGCUGCCACACCUGCGCUUUGGCCUAUGGCGGAAAUCCCCCCCCGGGCCUAUGCGAUCCUUGCCCUACCCACAGAGGCGGCGGCUGUGGCAGGCUCGAUGCAUGCACUCGGUUGCAAGACAGCAUCGACGACAACUGCCCCACCGAAGGGUUAAUUGAGUGCCCGUGCAAGGAGGAGUGGAGUGUAAGGUACCAGUAUCCAGGAGCCCCACCGGAACAGAGCAUCAACGAUUGCUAUUUUGAUGUGUCCUCGAACAGCCGCUGGUGCGAAGUGGAUGAAUCUUACCUCGGCAGCGGUUGCAAUCUGCAAAGGAUUGUGGGCAAGGAUCGCUUCAUUUUUUGGCAGACUUGCCGGCCCAAGACCUGCGAUUUUUGCAGUUGUGAUUGCAGCGAGAAUUGUCAGGCAUAUGAUGUGCUCCCAUCCUAUGGACGGCUUCCUGCCGAAGUGGUCCCUGGAGUCUUAGAUGCCCCGAUAAGUGACACAGUCAAGCGCUUCUCAGGGAUUGUGGCUCCAAACUGCACCCAGGGCAGUUCUGCCCGCAUCCGCGACGUUUGCGAGUACUGCGUGGCAUGUUGCAAUGACUACUGCAAUGCGAAAGCGAAGAGUGAAGGUGGCUUUGAUUGCACGACCACUGAGGUGUCAGGCUGCUCUGACAUGGUGCACGGAUGGGUGGACAGCGUGGGCCGAAAUUGCCCAACGUAUGUGGUAGAUAGCCUUUGCACCCAGCAAGGUCUUUAUGGCACCAACUGGGUAUACAAUCCUCCGCGUACGUUCGCAGACUUCUCUUCCAGUGGCCUGGCUGCCACCGAUGUCUGUUGCGACUGCGGUGGUGGAGUGGACUGCAGCGACAGUCCAUUUGACUGGGUUGAUUCUGACGGGCAUCCCUGCACAACUUACGAAACCUUCCAGUGGUGCAACCGUACGGGUUACGGCCCCGGUUGGGAUUUAUCCUGGGGACCCUUCAAGUUGGGGACAAGUGGUGUAGAUGCUCAUACGGCCUGUUGCAUUUGCGGUGGUGGACAGGCGCUAGCGGUACCGGAGGUCAUAAACAAUCUAGUCAAUGACGAAGCUACUUGCAGGGCUGUAUGGCCCGGGCGAGCGCAGUGGCAAGCACCUCCGUGGUUCCAGCGGAGCAUUCACUUGUGCCAACUGAAAAGCAACAUCUGUGGUCGCAAGUUGCAGGCGACAAUGUAUGAUCCAGCUACAGCAUCAAAUAUGGCUGAUGAUGAACGCAUAUUUGGGCUUUGCCUUCAGCGAGCAUACGACACUGGCACGCUUCCAUACCUCGAAGACUUCGAGAUGUCUUUGGCUCCCAUUGGAGCUGGGCGCCGUCUGCAAAGGCAGAACAGCACAAACAAGACAGUUUCUGGGGACGUGCCAUCUGCCGUCUCGGGAAGAAGGAAGAAGACGUCAAGAGCCUGGCAGCACCUGGCUGAGUAUUCCAACACAUCUAGGCGGCUUGCGAUCUUAGAUCGCAACCAAGAAAUGGAUCCCACGUUGCUGACGAGGCAACUGACUCUUGAGGGGGCCUCCAUUCGUGUGGACUUUUUUGGAAAUCGUGGCCUUGGUAUGUGCUACUACAGGAUGCCGGAUCCUCGCGAAAUGUUCGGCGGUGCCAAUCGCGAGGUCUUCCCUCCACCCCUUUUGCCCACCAGGGUCACGGAAACCGAUGUCUUCGAGAGGCCUACGCUCCAGGCACUCGGGUGGCCACAAAGCUUCUGGAGCGCUCUCUUCGAAGAUGGCGAUGCAGAGAAUGCAAUUUACAAAGUCCUGUGGCCACAGACCUUCAACACAGCCACGGAUUUCAGCACAGUGCUGCGCGGGUUGCUGGCCAAGCAUAGUGUGCAAUUAAUCCUGAAGGGAGAGUUUGACAAGCGAGUCCAGAACUGGACAGCGACUCUGGCCACUUUGGAGUGCAAAGGCCCUGAAGAUGAUCUGACCAAGUUCAGCCAGCCGACUGAGUGGCGUCCUGCCAUCCUUCAUGACCAGACAGGCUGUCGCGUGGCCCGCUGCGAUGUGGAUGAGAUGAUUUUGGAUGAGUUAACUUGCCGAUUAACAUAUGGCUGCACAGCAUCUUGCACGUUCUGCGCGUCCCCUGCCCUUGCUACUCAAGACAACGGCCUUUGCGUGUCAACUGACAUUGCGAGCUGCACCAACUUAGGCGGUGUCCUCAUUCAAGGAGAUCUCUUUGACGAAAGGAUGGGUGUGAAGCGCUUUCAGCGGCUCUGUGCUCUCCGCCACCGCCCGAUGAUGUAUUGCAUGGGCCCUGGGUUUUCCAUAAAGCGAUGUGAGAACUACGACGAAGCCAACUGCGAAGAAGAUGCCUUGGCCAGCCUGAUGGGCUGCUUUCAGAGUGUCCGUCCGUGCCAGACGGCGGACCGGUGCCAGAUGUCAGGCCAUUGCAGUGACGCGGACAUUGGCCUGAAUUUAGCCAGUCCCGGUACAUGUGUGAUUACUCCACUGGAUGAUACUCUGCUGCAGCAGGGGUGUUCUAUUGGAGGUGCUGGCAUCUUUCCAGAUGGAUUGUGUUUCUUUCGCUUGGAUCCCGCCUUUGGCAUGGAGGUCCGGCGUCGACACGGUCUGAUGGACCUGUCGAAUCGCUCUGAGGGAAGUGACGGAGGCUCUGGGACAGAGCUUGAAGAUGCUGCUGCCUGGGCCGCCUCGUUGCAAGAGGCGCGGCUCGCAUCGGAGACUACCAACACGGAUCUGCUGCGCGCUCGGCUGCGCGAUGCUGGCAAGCUGAACCAAUCAGAGUGCGAGGCGCUGAAUCCAUUGGCACCUCCCUUUCAGGCUGUGUGGAUUCAGCGGUCUGUGAGUCCAACCAGCUGUGCCCGUUGGAAAGCUUGCUGCCUGCUGCAGAGGGGUGACCGAUGUGAACUCUUCACCAACAAUGCAGUCAAUGCAGAAGCGGACCCACUACUCUCCCAAAGCAAGGAGGCUGAGUGCUCUCAAUGUGGGGGACGGUGGGUGGAGAUCUUCCGAUGGACGGCUGGCGUUUGGAAACGAGGUGAUUUGGUGCUGCCACAAAGAGGUUGGUACAGCCGUCGCUGGGGCAGCAUCAAUCGCUGGGUUGAAGUUGUAGACAUCGACUUGCUACGCCGACUCUUUGAGAAUGCGCUGGAGGAAAGGCUGGGGAGGCAAAGGCUAAAUGCAGCCGUUGGCAUGGUAGAGCCUCUGAUGAAAUCACUGCAACUCUUCGCCGCUGCUUGUGGGGAUCAGUCUGACGUCGUGGACUCCUCAGUCAAGAGGGCAGAGCUCAUGGAGGGCAAGCUUGCGGCAGCACCACAACUGCAGCUGCCUUCGGGUGCUUUUGAGCUCGGGCAGAUUUUGUCUACAUCAGGUCUCAUCAGCUCUGGAUCUGUUGGGGAUGUGCAGUUGUCGUGGCACGAAUACAGUGCCUCUCGAUUUGGUGAGGCGAGUGGCCCUGCAGUGACCUACGACCUGAGCUUAGUUCCAUUUGAAUAUUUGCUCGGAGUGGCAGCACCGCAAAUUGCAUUGCCUGGUAGGUCUGGCUUGGUUCGAAACUACUUGCUGGAGUAUUUGAUCGUCCAGGACACCACCACAACACUUUCGCCGGCGAGCAUGGAAACAAUCGAUGCCGGAGGAAUCCGCGGUGGCUACCCUGCAUGGAUUAUCAACGAGAUGAUCCGGCUGGACAUCGACGUCGAGGCCGAGGCCGAGGCAGCAGCCGAACUGGCAGAGAAGCUGGCGGCCACAGAGGAGACGCGGCGGCAGGAGCGCCUUCGUGCACAGGAAGAGGCAGCGCGAGCCGCCGACGCUGCAUCAGGGCUGCCGCCUGCCUCCCUCUACGUCCUCACGGGGGAGUACCUCGAGAACAACACGCAAGAUGGAUCAAACGGUGGCGACUCUUCCUUUAACCUCGCCAACUUUGAGUGCCGGAACGUGAUUGCAAAUGCUCAGGGCGAGGUUUUUGGGCAGAUCAUCGGGGAUUGCGUGCAGGUGCAGAGUUCACAGACGAUCGAGAACUCUGUGGAGCUAUGUUUGCCGCUUAGCUUUGGGACGCCUGAGGACAUCGAUGCCUUCAACAGUACUGCCCAAGUGGAAGUGGCUGGUAUGCGCUUCGAUUUCGCCGUGAGCCAGGUUGUGCCGGACACAUACGAAACAGACCUCCCACCACCUUUGCAGGCGGGCACUGAAGUGCCUGGCCGGCUUGGGGACGUGAUGUGGAAUUGGAAGGACAGCGCUGUCUAUGGUCGUCUCGUCCCCGGCAGCUUCCACUUGAGCCCAGCAAAUCUCGCGGCUGAAUUACGCUGGGACGGGGCAGCAGGGGCCCGGCUUUGUUCCCGAAUCUUUGCCGCAGAGACAUACUGUCCGAUUUUGCGUCUCGGUACUCAUUUCCGCUCCCCCAUCUGGACAAAUGCAACGGGACAGCCCCGUGUGUCUGGCUUUGAUUCAAGCUGUGUUGAGUUUGAUGGGCUUUUGGCUGAAAUUCAUCGGCGGCAGUACGGCUCUGCGAUUCCCUAUGUCCCUUUGGAGCAACAAGUGGCCGAAGUGGAGGUCCUCGAAGAAAGGCUGAGCAGGGGAGUGCUGCCACCGGUCACGCCAACCUCAAACUUGCCAGUAUGCUUGCCCGGCCAGUGCCUUGUACAACAUGAGAAUGGGCUCCAGGUCAUGGCCGUGGGUGCAAGCGAUGGGAAAUGUGCAAUAAAGUGCUAG